AUCGGGGACCCAGGGGGAGGCCGAGGGGUCGGCGUGGGUGGCUGAGCACCGCUGGGAAAAGCUGAGAGUCCUCGCCUCUACUUUUCUCUUGGUUCUCUGCCCUCAGCCGUCCCGCCCACCCCACCCAUCCCACCACGCACACACAUCGCACAACUCUAGGCUGGAUUCUCCGUUCAAACUGGGGCCAGUCCCUGGCUGAGGUCCUGGGCCAGGCUUAGGGGAGUGGCAGGUGUGACCCUGGCAGGGGGCUGAGGGUCAGAGGCAGGCAGGGCCACUCUGGUCUUCAUUUGGGAAAUCCAGAUGCCCACCCUGGGGGCCAGCCAUCAAUGGCCACUUCAGGAAUAAAAGGACACCCAGAUGGAAACAGGAGCUAAGAGAGGGAAUGGCCAUGGUUCAGGGAGGGGACUGAAAUACUGUGAGAGAUAGAAACUCAGAGCAUGGGAGUGGGAAGUGAAGACACGAGUGGCAUGGAUAGAAGAGCACCUAUCUGUCCCCCACCCCAAGCUUUCAUUUUCCUGGGGAAGGACCCAAGCCUUGAAAUUCUACAGCAAGAAGGUGGGACUCUGGCUCACUGGUCAGGACAGGCAAGUUGCUGUGGGGUGAGGGGGAGGGUCAGUGUGCAGAGGGAACAGGAUUUAGGUCCAUCUAGUUGGUGGGAAGAUGCUUCCUCUUUCCCUCCAUUUCCCUUUUUCCCCUUAUCUCCACCAGACCAGCAAUCAGCCAGGGCAGGAAAAUGGUCCUUUACUCGUUGUCACGCCCCUCCUUAUCCCAGUGUCCAGUUCUGCCACUGGAGAUCCCCUGCCUAUGACUUGCUACGUGAACACAGGCUCCUGAAGUCUCCUUACUGAGCCUCAGUUUCCCCAUCUGUACAAGAAAUGGGUUGGGCCAGUUGAUUUCUCAGAGUUGUUUCAAUCCUACGAUUCUUGAUUCAGAGCUUUCCUUAAAGCCUGAGCAUUGACUAUGUGCCAGACCCUGACCUAGGCUGGGGGGUGGGGCAGGUGGGGGACAGCAGUGGCCAAAGAGCAGCCUCCACCCAAGGACAAAGAGGUCUGGGUUCAGUAGAGAGGGCUGUGGGAGGAGGUAGCAUUCAACCUGAUCAUGUGUAGUCAGGCCAAGGGCCGGUGUAAGAAAAUACACAGGGGCAAGAGAAUGAGGGGCGUGUUUAGGGGGUCAGGAAGAAGGCCAGGGUGGUAGGUUUAGGGAAGUGGAGCAGGAAAGCUAGGGUGAGGUGUUGAAUACCAGGGUGAGGGUCUGCUGGUAGCUGUUGGUAAGGGGGUCUGUGCAAAGGUAGAGAUCCCAGGGACCCUACAGAAUUGCAGUGUCAGUGAUUCCGGAAGCACCUGCCCCAAGCAGAGUUUAGCAUGCAGGAGGGCAUCUGCAGGUCCUGCCCCCAGACAUCUGGCGCUGAACCCUGGCUGGCCAUGGCGCUAUGCCUGAAGCAGGUGUUCGCCAAGGACAAGACGUUCAGGCCGCGGAAGCGCUUCGAGCCGGGCACACAGCGCUUUGAGCUGUACAAGAAGGCGCAGGCUUCGCUCAAGUCGGGCCUGGACCUGCGCAGUGUGGUCAGGCUGCCGCCGGGCGAGAACAUUGAUGACUGGAUCGCCGUGCAUGUGGUGGACUUCUUCAACCGCAUCAACCUCAUCUACGGCACCAUGGCCGAGCGCUGCAGCGAGAGCAGCUGCCCGGUCAUGGCCGGAGGGCCCCGCUACGAGUACCGCUGGCAGGACGAGCGCCAGUACCGGCGGCCGGCCAAGCUCUCGGCGCCACGCUACAUGGCAUUGCUCAUGGACUGGAUUGAGGGCCUCAUCAACGACGAGGAGGUCUUUCCCACCCGCGUGGGAGUUCCCUUCCCCAAGAACUUCCAGCAGGUCUGCACCAAGAUCCUGACCCGCCUCUUCCGCGUCUUUGUACACGUCUACAUCCACCACUUCGACAGCAUCCUCAGCAUGGGGGCCGAGGCACAUGUCAACACCUGCUACAAGCACUUCUACUACUUCAUCCGCGAGUUCAGCCUGGUGGACCAGCGGGAGCUGGAACCACUGAGGGAGAUGACAGAGCGGAUCUGUCACUGAGCCCAGGCCUGGACUUGUUGCCCAUGAGAUGGACCAUCUGAACAGAGUGGCCAGGGGAGGAGACCCUCAGGAGUCUGGUAGCAGAGGAACCUGAAGGCGUGGGACCCUUCCACAGACCCAAAGCCCCUGGACUUCUGGUUCUCAGGAGUCUGCCCACACGUCCCCCUGACUGCUUGUGAGUGGGGAAGGGGAGAGUGUAAAGGUGGGCAGACAGGAGGAAAGAAGGAGCUAAACCCCUGGCGUGAAGUCUAGAGGGUUACUGCUCUGAUACUUGACCCUUCCACGGUGGUUCCCAAGCCUGUUUGGGGAAUGUGGAUGUGGCUGAGGUGGUGGCCAGAAAGGUACAAGAGUGUGAGCCACCUGUGUGUGAGUGGACACAGAUGACGUGUGUGUAUCUGUGGCUAUGCGUGUGAUUUUGACCAUGGGGUGUGUCUGUGAGAGCUAGCUGCCUUAGACCCUUCCUGGCACAUACUAGGCCCUCCAUAAAUCUUAGGUAAGUUGAUAGAUGGAAGGAAGUAGGGAUUAGGGCCAUCAGAUCAUGACCACUGUAGGAGUGAUGACAAGUCAGUGUCCCCAUUUGGUGUGUCUGACCAUGAGUGUAAGUGCACAGAAUGUGGUUGUAGAUGUAGCUCCAUGUUUGAACCUUCCAGGCUACCGUCUUCCAUCAGCAUGAGUUCUGGGGAGUAGGGGGAGGUAGGAAGGGGGACUCUGCCCUGAGUACCUUAAGCCCUGGCCCAUCUCAGGCACAGGUUCUGAUUUGCUCAGCCAGAGAUGCCCAUGAACUGUCAUUUCACUCAUCCGUCUGCCUCCAGGAAGGCCUGGUUAAAGACAGUCUCCUGGGUAUUGGGGGUGAUCUCUCAUGUCCACAAAGGUCCCCAGUCCUUAAAUCAGUAAUCAUAUACUCCAGUCUAGCUCCCUUAAUCUCCAGAUGUAAUUGCGAGAAUCUGAAGCCCAGCACAAGAUAAUCCUCCAACCCAUGGAGCUAGUGAACUUGCAUUGGGAAACUCUGGAGCCUUGUCUCCCAUCUGGGGCAUUGAGGACCACAUAGCUACUGAAUGGACUCUUCCAGGCUUAGAGAGCCCCUGUCCUGCAACUACCUGCCUCCCUCCCAACCAUCCCUAAGACAUUCCAGCUGGUUGGAUCUCAGAGAAGAUCUAUCCGCAGAGAAACUGGGAUGUUGAUUCAGGGCUCCAUUACUCAGCGCCUCCAUGCCCAGCCCUGUGCCCAGACCCAUAGGUGGGGAAACUGAGGCAGGGACAGGGCUCUCCCCUCCCAGAGGCUCCAUGCUGGGAGAUCAGGAUGGAGAGCCAGAAGGGACCUGAGGAUCAUCCAGUCUCACUCACAGAAUCAUUCAUGUGCCUAGAAGGAAAGUGAAGCUAGGAGGAGAGGGAAGAGAGACUGUUCAGCACCUCCCAGCAAGGCUUUUGUGGAGGUGGAGUAGAAACCAAGGGGUUCUGACUCCCACCCACAGCCUGUGGAUUACUGCACAGGGAGAUGAGAUGCACGUGGACAGAGGGGUUGACUGCCCUUCUCCCGGAUACAGCUGUUCCUGCUUUCAACAAGGAUUUCUAGCUUCAUGCCAGAGUGCCCACCACCCCCUCAGGUCUGCUGGGGUUGUCUGCUGAGCCAAGCUUCCAAAAUCAUGCCCCUCUCCAUGGCCCAGCAGCUGCCCGCUCUCUGGGGAAGCAGAUGGGGCUCCUGGGGCCAGCCAGCUGGACCUGGGACAGCUGCCUCCAGAGAAGCUCCCAGAAGAAACACUGGCCUGACAGCUUUGCCAGAAGCUCUGACAUGAAGGGGGGUCAUAGCUUCCCCCAAGGAGGACUGCGGAUUGGAAAAUGGAUUCUAGACUAUGGCCAGUGCCGACCAUUGAGGUGGGUGGG
This is a messenger RNA of Camelus dromedarius (Arabian camel), 3952 nucleotides long. It is a transcript of the gene MOB3C, whose product is annotated as MOB kinase activator 3C. NCBI's taxonomy places the organism in Eukaryota, Metazoa, Chordata, Mammalia, Artiodactyla, Camelidae. Gene Ontology annotation, cellular component: cytoplasm. The record is from RefSeq and is a predicted model, not a curated record. The transcript has 4 exons. The coding region runs from base 1362 to 2072 and encodes 236 amino acids.